ACACUCAGCAAAGUGUACAGGUCACUUUAGGACCGGUGUCGAUAGACUGAAGUUUCAAACCAUGGAACCUGCCAUGUCUCUUCCGGACCUAUCUAAUCCAGAUAGAAGUUCUUUAAAGCAGAGUGUAAAAACCAAACAAUCCAAUGGUCAUCCAAAAGGAAUUAUAGUGAUGGUGACAUCCGACGAUGUCGAAGAACAGAAACCCAAGAAAAGUUCUCCGCGGGAAAGAAAUUCUACGGAGCUUCAACUAUUAUCUAUUCCAGAUGGAAGUUGCACUCAUAAUUGUCGUAGACAUUCCUAUCAAGUGGACAUGAAUGAACGUCACCAUCGCAAACAUCACAAGAGGAGCAGGAAAGGUUCUUAUCCGGAAACGGAACUGUACAGGGGACGAGUGGUUCCUGAUAUAUCCAGUGAUACCUUAUCAACUAGCAGUUGUCGCCAUUCCUCCAGGUGUUCCAGCAUUAGUAGUGUCAAUCACAGCAGGAGAUCGUCCCAUUCCGAUUGCGGCUCUCAGAGACGAGCUUCUUGUCAAAGUUAUCAUCAUCGAAGAAGUAGUCAUUCUAUAUCCGGAGGAAGUAGUCACAGUCGGAGACCAUCUGCAGCUCCUUCUAUAGCUAAAGAAGAGCAGAACAGUCCUGAAAAUCGGAGAAGAAGGACUAUCAUCUUCCUAAUUGGUUUUGUAUCAUGUUUCAUCUUACUCACUAGUGUUAUUUUGAUAGCCGUUAGCCUAACCCUUUCUCCAACCAUAGACGAGUUAGUUCGUAAAGAAAACGAAGAGAUGUUUCGAGGUCUAACAUCGUCAGGAACAUCUACUUCAACCGAAGCCGAGACAAACAACCAAACCAUGAUUCCUUCAACAGUUCAUCCGAGCUGAAAGCAAAACUAAUCAUCAGAAUAAUGAACAGUAACUUUCGUGUACGGAAACACGUUAAUUCUCGAUAAGUAUGUGCAGUAUUUUUGUUUUGUUUUUUUAAAAUUUAGUCUUCAUUCAUUCGUCAUGGAUGAUGAGAAAAAAAACCGAUAAUUCUAUUCUGUGAGAUAGAUUUAAACACGAUAAAUGAAGCAAUAAUUGCUGUUGUUCAUUUAGUUUUACACGCUUUUAAAUUUAAUGUAGUUGUAAAUUGCAAUUAGCUUUAUUUUGUCAACCAGAAAUUUAUAAAAAGAUAAGAAAAAGUUAUAAAUAAUGGAAGAUAUUUUGUCGCGUUUAAAGAAUAUAAACCUAUAAUUAUUUUUAUAAUUAUAAUGGUUACUAUGUAAAUAAACUAGAAUAUUUUAGAAUAUUUAAAAUUUGAACUAGAAAUAUUUAGUAAAAGAAAAUGUUGUACAUCUCCAGAUAUUUCCAAAUCUCUAUAUGUUAUAUACCAGUUGAAUGUUGAAUGUUAUGGUUUAAUUACUAGUAAAGAAAUUAAUUGUUCUUCUUUUUGUAUCAUCAGAAAAUACAAACUUGGUGCCUGUAGCUCAUUAAACUUGAUGAUAGAACAUUGUUACGAAAAAUAAAUGAUUAUAUUUAAACAUAUUUCUAUAAAACGAAAGGAGAAAUAUAUUUAAAUAUUUAAAAUGAUGUAAACUUCAAAUUGUAUUAAUAAAUU
Molecule: messenger RNA, 1589 nt
Organism: Centruroides sculpturatus (bark scorpion)
Lineage: Eukaryota; Metazoa; Arthropoda; Arachnida; Scorpiones; Buthidae
Exons: 2
Coding region: 62-874 (270 amino acids)
Source: RefSeq, a predicted model, not a curated record